Messenger RNA from Colletotrichum orchidophilum, 4488 nucleotides. RefSeq lists its product as uncharacterized. The transcript has 3 exons. Lineage: Eukaryota; Fungi; Ascomycota; Sordariomycetes; Glomerellales; Glomerellaceae. The record is from RefSeq and is a predicted model, not a curated record. Bases 1 to 4488 code for a protein of 1495 amino acids.
AUGAACAACGCCGAUCGUGACGGUCGGGGUACGAUCACCAAAUUUCUGCCUGCUAAGUCUUCCUCCACGCGUUCCAGCUCCGCUCAUUAUUAUCCCAAUGGAAUCCCCGGCGGUUACAAGAUGGUCACUACGAAGGAAGGAGAGACACCCAGACUCUACAUCGAAGAUAACCUUCCGAUCGCCUUUUACAACCAGCCUGCGAAGGAGGUCAAGGCCAUUUUCAGCACCAACAAUGGCGAAUUUCCCACCCGCGGUCUCAGCCAAAUUCUUCCGGCACGUCAGAUCGAUUUGUGGAGCGCUGAAGAGCUCCAGGAGAGGGCCAAUGGUAUUCGAAAGAAGCACUGGAGCCUCAUGAAGUCCAUGCCAGAGCUGCAGUUCUGGGAAGAUCUGUACGAUUACUUCGACUGCUACGACAUCUACUUCCAGGGCGCGAUGAAUCUGUGGAACCUGAUGCUUCAUCUCUACCACGAGAAUCAAUGUCUCCUUCGUAACCUUCAUCAAGCUCUGACGGUCGAAGUCGGCAUUUGGUGCGACGAAUGGGCUGCAAAGAGCGAGAACAAGAAGAAGCUCCUUGACUUCAAGCAUUGGCACGGCAAUUUCAUCGACCUUCUCAGUGCAGAGGAUCGAGUUGAGCUCCAGGGAAUGCCCCCCUUCAAUAUGGAGCUUGUCCGCACCGCUUUGAACUAUAGACACGACCAGCUUCUGGGCAAGUCGUGGGCCCGGCCAACCUCUUACCCGCAAAACAGUCUCGGAUUCCAGUGGGAGGAGGGCACGCUGCAGCAUUGGCUUGCGGGCCAACCCGUCCAAGAUACUCCUAGUGGACUGGCUCCUGCAUUGACAGCCUCAAACCUGACAAUGGGAGACCCCGACUCGCCGCUUUCCCAACCAAGCCUAGCCGCCAAGAAUGCUCCUCCGAAACCUCUGAUCGUGAGUGGCACAUACGGGCAGAAUCCAGUCGAUGCCAUUCACCGAGGCCAUACUGCAACUUCGAACUCUAGCAACUACCCCGAAGGCUCCUCUGUAGACAACCGGCCGACCUCUCCAAAAAGUCUUGGCAGCAUUAGUGAUGAGCCUCGCCAUCUCCCUGGCCAUAUGCGUCCAGCUUUUGCGCAAUCGAGUCAACCUCCGAUGCCCAGAGAUGGAAAUGCAGAUCCUGGGGGACCGAUCUUCAAUCCUCAUACCAUCAGAUCUGAUGGUCACGCUUUCAAUAUGCCAUUCACGGCAGGUCCUCGUGGCGUGCCUCGCCCGUAUCUUGGUCCCGUUGGACCCCCUUGCGGUCUCCUUGGACUCCAUAAUGCACCACUGGGACCUCCUGCUGGUUCCGGAAAUCGUCAAUCUUUCCCGCCCUCGCAAAUAACCCCGUCUCCUCAAAGACCUAUUGAUAACAGAUUCAAUAAUGCUGGCCAAGUAGCGCAAACGACUAACCCUGUUUUCUCGGGCGGCGCACAUAGCUUUCAGUCUGCUGCUUAUCUUGGAGGGGCAGCUGAACCCGUUCCCUUCCAGAGACAUAGCGGUAGACGGAAUGCAUCGACAAACCCCCAUUUUGGUCCAGCAGGCGAAUGUGGCCCACCGAUGGGUCCUCCGCAAUAUGAUGCCGGACCGAGCCUGCGAGGAGCGCCUCACUCAAACGGACUAGAACAGUACCAACAACGCCCCCGUGGCGAGUCGAAAGGAUGGGAGAAGGUCCAUAACGCAGACGAUUCAAUUCAUGGGCCCGUUUUCCGCCGUUCUCCAACCAAGGAAAGCAGUCCACGUGAAUUGUCGCGUUCUUCCGGGCCCAGACAAAUCGUCAGUUGCACAAAUCAGCAUGAAAAGUUUGGUGACAGAUGGGCAUACACCCCUUGCGAAUGUCACUCUUGCGAGAAGCGUGAGCGUUCUGUCUUCAUUGAGUUUACAUCUGCUUUGGCCGGAAUAUCCGAGGACGAUCUUUGCGAGAAGGUUAAAGCAAUAAUGUCUCGGUGGGGACACGUUGAGAGAGUUGGCCACUUGCCAAACAAGGAGCAGGGAGAUCACCAUUCAUUUUUUGUCAGAUUCAGAGACGAUUCUCGCCUCACUGAGAUGGUGUCUGCAGACGGUUUUGAAUGCGCCGAGUUUCGCUGCCUGCUCAAUAUUAAGCCUGUUCACCAUACGCGAUAUGGAAGCCUGAUGCACUCCGAUUUUGUGCGGAGAGCCAAUGAUCGACGUGAGAUCGCAAGCCAUCGUGAAGGGUCUCAGCAGUCUCCAUGGAGGGGCAAUCAGAACUCAUUCGGCCAGGGUCAGCCCGCUCCUGCUCAUAGGGAUCCAAGAUCGCAAGUAUCCUUGGAGCAGUACAUCAUCACUCGUCCUCAGAGACAGCAGGGAAGAGCAGCACAGGGCUCUCAGUCCACAGCAGUACCCGAUAAAUCGGUUUCAAUGCCUUCCGCCGGCCAAGUCGCCCUUCAGGAAAAGGCUGAACUUCCUGAAGAUACCAAGCAGAAACAGACCAAAAUGACUGAAGAAAUCGCCCUACAACGGUCUGCUGAAACCCAGUCGCAAUCAAAGCCGCCUUAUGAGGAGGUCAUACCUGAUGAAAAGAAGGUAAUCGAGUCUACCAGCCCCCAGAUUGCCGACAGUCCAAACACAGCCAGUAGCAAAAGUAUUGUCGUCAACUUGCCCGCGACCCCCCAAAAGAAGCAGAAGGCCAGAACGGACAUUGAGGAGCCUGAAGAGACUGACUCAUCUAACAAUGCUGUCUUGACUCCAGAAGAUGGCGAGGCGGUAGCCUCCCCGGUCAAGAAAGGCUCCCCGGAUUCUAUCAGUGGCAAGGAGACGUCCGAGACUCAGUGUGACCAGAGAGAAUCUGAGGUAUCCAAGAAUAUUGUCUCUGACGUUGCGCCUGUCCCGGGAGAAGACGUUCCAGUCCCUGAACCUCUUCCGCAAAGUCCCACGUAUGGCAAGGGAAAGUACAGGAAAGUCUUCUCUCACAGAGAUGCUAGUAGUGUCGAGGUCUUUGAUGUGGUGCCCUACAUGCCCGGAAGAAGCAACUCCUUGCUUAACAAGACUUCCUCUACUGGCGAACGCUUUGAUGAGCCUAGCGAGAGCCUUCGCAUACAUUCUGGACAUACACUUGACAGCUUGAUUGAUGCAGGGUUGCUCCCAGGAGUCUCCGUGACCAUGCUGGCUGGAGAUUCUUUGAAGAAGAAGAGCAAGAGAUCCAAGAAGAAGAAGAAGAAGCCGACAUCAGAAAUCCAGGAUGAGACUCAUCCAACUAGCGACGCUUCGACGACUACCGCCGAUGACAAGGUCCCUCACGUCCCGAAGGCAGCACCGGCCGGCACAACAGAGAUGACCGACAUCAUCGCGAAGGCUAAGGAUAUUGUUGCGACAGAAGCAUCAGUAGAAAAGUCAAGUCUUCUAGAACCAGCUGCUAAGAGCUUUCGCGCCAAUGCUGGCGGCUCACUUCGGCUGCCCAAGAAUCGCAAGAAGCAACCGACCCAGCUGAAUCUUGCUCCGCGGGAAGUCUCUGCCUCUGAAGGAGCCAAUGGCUUGAAAGAACCCCGUGUCUUCGACGGUGGUCUUCCCUCUACUGCGAGUACUUCACAGAUGAGCUUCAUCACAGCUCAGGAGAGCCGCUCCAGCAAUAGUUCACCUAGGAUGCAAUCAACCCCUCCGACACCACCGUCAGCCGAGACCCCUGAAUCGAAGGCCACCCCGAUGAAGCCCACCAUUGAGAGUGAGGCGACGGCAAAGACAAUUGUGCUGCUUAACCCCAAAGCAAAAGAGUUUAUUUCACCUGCAUCGCGCCCUGUUGCUCAUCGAGUGAAGCUUGCGCCAAUUCCAUUGGUGCCGAUCUUGGUGAAGACCACUCAGCAUUAUCGCAACUCCUCCCGCAGUUCGUCGGCCACAUCUCGAACUAUCACUCCUGGACCAACGCCUCCCAGGAAUAGAGCUGAAGAAUGUCAGGAGGGUGUCACUGGAAACUCCGUCGACAAGGGCCAGGAUCCUGCAAUUCACGUUUCGCCGACUCGAAACAAUGGCGCACAGCAGCCAGCCUUGGAAGAAGCGGAAAAGGCAGAGAAUGAUCCUCUCGCUGAAGGCGCUACAUCUGUCUCACAGGAAGCAUCAGCUGUCAGCAACAGCAACGGCUACCUAAAGCGUCAACAAAAGGGCACUAGCAAGAAGAAGCUGCGACAGCCCAGCAUUGAUAGCCAGCAGUACGGACAGCAGAGACAAGGCAAGCAAGAACCUGAGAAAAGCCACCCCUCGCCUAAGAAGCAGAAGUUUCGGGGACACGACGACCGUAAUGUCUCUGGUGCCAACAGCAAAACGAUUUCUGUCGUUAGUAAGGAUGAGUUUCCCUCUCUACCCGCCGCUCCCCUGCCUGCUCCCGGCCUUCCCGCGAGCAGCGUCUGGGGCAAAGCGCAUGCGAUAUCAACUGCCGCCACCACCAUCCCUUCUACCAGCAACCUGGGCGUUCAGGACGAGACUUCCGGAAACCCGCGCCACCAGGAGAAUGGAGGCAAGCAUUAG